GUGCGAUAUACAGCUACGCAGGCACAAAAGCAACAACAACGUAGAAUUAGGCAAAGAAAAUGUAUUAAAAUUCGCAUAACUGAUUAACUUAAAACGCUUUGAUAAAAAUUAGUCAAUCCUUAACAUAAUCAUGGCAUCCGCUACGGUAAGAAAUGUGCCACUCCUCGAUGAUGACACGAUACCCUUUGGCGAGGAGGAUGAAAUGCGCGAUCCCAGUCGUGCGGGAGAAAAAUACACGCAUCCAUACGUCACCUUCUUUCACCUGUUCUUCCGGGGUGCAGCCAUCGUGAUCUAUAUGUUCUGUGGAUGGUUCAGUGACUCCUUCAUUACCAGCUUCGUGUUUGUGGUGCUGUUCCUCUCCGCCGACUUCUGGACGGUAAAGAACAUCUCUGGAAGACUUCUCGUUGGACUGCGCUGGUGGAAUUACGUGGAUGACGAUGGAGUGUCCCACUGGGUGUUCGAGUCGAAAAAUUCUGAAUCUUACCAGAGUCGCAUCAACAAGCACGAGCAGCGUAUUUUCUGGCUAGGACUGAUACUCUGCCCGGUUUUCUGGGGACUGUUCUUCCUGAUGGCCCUAUUUGGACUGAAAUUCAAAUGGCUGUUGCUGGUCAUGAUUGCCAUAGCCCUGAAUGCUGCAAAUCUAUAUGGGUACAUCAAGUGCAACUACGGUGCUGGGAAGGACCUGAACAGCGCCGCCACAGACUUUGUCAAGACACAGCUCUUCAAGAAUGCCAUGGACAUAAUGACCAAACCCAGUACCGGCCAGCCUCCGACAAAUGUGCGUCCAACGGGCAUAGUUUAAGCGUGGAAUGCUCCGUUGAAGUCAACUUGCCAACUUUUGCUGCAGCGCAUUCCAAAGAGUAAUUUGAUGCUAUCAUCCUGCAAGACGAACUAUCCUGGCGUGGCAUCCUCUGUGUGUGUACAUUUGUAUAACUUAAUUUAGCCAUACUGCACUUUACUAUUAUAACUUUUAUUACUUUUACUUUGAGUAAACUAAAUGCAUGUGUGUGAACUGGA
This is a messenger RNA of Drosophila obscura, 1017 nucleotides long. RefSeq lists its product as uncharacterized. The transcript has 4 exons. Gene Ontology annotation, biological process: vesicle-mediated transport; protein secretion. NCBI's taxonomy places the organism in Eukaryota, Metazoa, Arthropoda, Insecta, Diptera, Drosophilidae. Gene Ontology annotation, cellular component: Golgi membrane. The record is from RefSeq and is a predicted model, not a curated record. Bases 131 to 802 code for a protein of 223 amino acids.